Molecule: messenger RNA, 1173 nt
Organism: Stegodyphus dumicola
Lineage: Eukaryota; Metazoa; Arthropoda; Arachnida; Araneae; Eresidae
Product: 2-oxoglutarate and iron-dependent oxygenase domain-containing protein 3-like
Cellular component (GO): membrane
Molecular function (GO): L-ascorbic acid binding; iron ion binding; oxidoreductase activity, acting on paired donors, with incorporation or reduction of molecular oxygen
Source: RefSeq, a predicted model, not a curated record
ACCAUGGAAACCUGUUGUUGAUGGUCUUAUUUUAAAUUGUAGACGGAAAACACGGCCAAAACAUUCUUUGACACGGCACGGUGUAGUUUUAAUUAGGCGUACAUACAUUUUCAUGUAAAAUAGACGUGAAACUAUUUUUGAAAUAUAUGAGAAUUAGUUACUAUAAAAAUGGCAGUUCAACAACGUAAAUCUGGAAAUAAGAAAAAGAGUGUGGAUGUUAAGGAAGAGUCAAGUAAUGCGGCAAAUAGUGGGAAAAGAGAAUUAUCUCAGUCUCAAAAAAUACAAGGGGAUGCUUCAGGAUUUAAAAUGCCAUGGACAAAAAUAGCAUCUCGCUUUUUACUGUCAAUGUUAAUGAUUUUUGCUGUUUACUGGACUUCUAAAAAAGACACCAUGCAUGUUUUUGCUAGUCAAAAACAAAGAUUGCAGCUGACAUCAGCUGAAGUGUCUUGCUCUUCAGACUAUCUGAAAGAUGUUUCAAAAUUUAAAGCUUGUGCUCCAAAGCAUUGUGGAAGAUUAGUUACAGAUAUUGUUAUAACACCAGAAGAGGCUGCACAUCUUUUAAGAGUUGCUAAAAAGGGUUUGGCAUUUGGUGGUUCAUAUGGAGGAGCUUCUAUAUUGGACUUGCAUUCUGGAGCUUUGUCGUAUGAAAAUUCUUUUAUUAAUAUUUAUCAGAAAUUAAAAGCCCUUGACAAAAAUAUUUUCACUGCUGAUGAUUUUAAAGUGUACAGGAAUGUGCGCAACAAAAUUCAACAGAUCAUUGCAUAUAAUUUUGGGAUAAAUGCAAAUAAACUCCACUUAACGCAUCCUACAUUUUUCUCUGAGAUGACACCUCGGGCUGCAAAGACAAAACAUGAUGAGUAUUGGCAUGUUCAUGUUGACAAGGAAACAUAUCCUUCAUUUCAUUAUACUUCUCUAUUAUAUCUCGCUGACUACGGAGCCGAUUUUACAGGAGGACGUUUUAUAUUUGUUGAUGAAGUUAAAAAUAUGACUAUAGAACCUCGAGUGGGACGUGUUUCUGCAUUCACAUCUGGUGCUGAAAAUCCUCAUUUUGUGGAACCAGUUAGCAGUGGAACUCGAUAUGCUCUGACUGUUUCAUUUUCCUGUGAUCCAGAUUUCGGUAUUGCUGAUCCUAACAUUGAAAAAUUAAAAUAAAAAAUACAAUUAUUAAUAACA